ACCAUGCCAGAAGCCUUUUGGUCCUCUUCCUGGCAUAUCUUUCCUCUUGAUUUUUUCCUGCAGGCUUUUCCCUAGAAAGGAUUCUCCUGUAAGUGCAGGCCUAAGCACAGGUCAAUUUUCCCUUCCGAUUGAAGGAAAAGGUCUACAGGGAUGAAAAUUCCAGGUAGAUAAGUGUGGUUUUUUACACAGUGAUCACAUUCUGAGCCUGAGGGGUGCACACUGGGAACCCCCUGUAUGGGACCGGUCCCCGAGCAUCUCCAGCAGGCUCAGUAACCAUGUGGGGGCUUCUCUGCUGAGCCCCUCACCAACGGGACAGUUUUGCAUCCCACCUGCCAGUGCUGGGAGCUCGGGGAAGACCCUCCACAGCCCUCCGGGAGCAGCAGCCCACGGGGAAGCCACCUCCACGGUGCCCACUUCAUUUUCAGGGGCAAGCAUUGCCCGCAGCAGCACGGCACGGCACGGGGAGGGAGUCGCUGCUGCCUGCCGCCUCUACCCACCGUGCCGUGCCGUUCCAAGCCGUGCCACGCCGUGCUGUGCUGCUCUGAGCCGUGCCACGCUGUGCCACGCCGUGCUAUUCCCAACCGUGCCGUGCCGUGGCCAGCCGCUCGGUGCGGGCUGCCGGAGCUGUCCAGCCGCCCGCGCUUGCUUGCCCGCAGCUCCAGCCAUCCCCGCCAUGCGAGAGCGAUGAGAGCAGCUCCUCCAAACGCAGCCCGGCAAUGGAGGAUGAUUUAUUCCAGCUGAGACAGCUGCCGGUGGUCAAGUUUCGCCGCACUGGGGAAAGUGCAAGGUCAGAAGAGGAUGCCAUUUCAGGAGAACAUGAAAUUCAGAUUGAGGGUGUUCGGACAGAGCUAGAGGCUGUCGAGCUAGAGGAUGGAGCUGCAGUGCCAAAAGAAUUUGCCAACCCAACUGAUGAUACUUUCAUGGUGGAAGAUGCGGUGGAAGCCAUUGGAUUUGGGAAGUUCCAGUGGAAGCUCUCUAUCAUUACUGGAUUGGCAUGGAUGGCAGAUGCUAUGGAAAUGAUGAUUUUAAGUAUCCUAGCUCCUCAGCUUCAUUGUGAGUGGCGAUUACCAAGCUGGCAGGUUGCAUUGCUCACAUCGGUUGUGUUUGUGGGAAUGAUGUCCAGUUCCACCCUCUGGGGAAACAUUUCAGAUCAGUAUGGGAGGAAAACAGGGCUAAAGAUCAGUGUGCUAUGGACACUCUAUUAUGGGAUCCUCAGUGGUUUUGCACCGGUGUACAGCUGGAUCUUGGUGCUGAGGGGCCUGGUGGGCUUUGGCAUUGGAGGAGUGCCUCAGUCGGUAACCUUAUAUGCUGAAUUCCUUCCAAUGAAAGCCAGAGCAAAAUGCAUUUUAUUAAUAGAGGUCUUUUGGGCUAUUGGGACCGUGUUUGAAGUCCUCCUGGCAGUGUUGGUGAUGCCCACUCUUGGAUGGCGGUGGCUUCUCAUUCUUUCUGCCCUUCCACUUUUGCUCUUUGCUGUCCUAUGUUUUUGGCUGCCAGAAAGUGCCAGGUAUGAUGUAUUAUCUGGAAAUCAAGAAAAAGCAAUUGCCACUUUAAAGCGGAUAGCAACAGAAAAUGGAGCUCCGAUGCCCUUGGGAAAAUUAAUUAUUUCCAGACAGGAAGACCGAGGAAAAAUGAGGGACCUUUUUACACCACAUUUUAGAUGGACCACGUUGUUACUCUGGUUUAUAUGGUUUUCCAAUGCUUUUUCAUAUUAUGGGUUAGUUUUAUUAACUACAGAGUUCUUCCAAGCAGGAGACGUCUGCAGCAUUUCCAGUAGAAGGAAAGAAGUUAAAGCAAAGUGCAGCCUGAGCUGUGAGUAUCUGACAGAGGAAGACUACACUGAUCUGCUCUGGACAACUCUGUCAGAAUUCCCUGGUGUGUUAGUAACACUGUGGAUUAUUGAUCGGAUAGGCCGCAAGAAAACCAUGGCCCUGUCCUUUUUUGUCUUCUCGUUUUGCAGUCUUUUGCUGUUCCUCUGUGUUGGAAGAAAUGUUCUUACUGUGCUGCUCUUCAUUGCAAGAGCUUUUAUUUCAGGAGGAUUUCAGGCUGCUUAUGUUUACACUCCUGAGGUUUAUCCAACAGCCACGCGUGCUUUGGGGCUGGGAACAUGCAGCGGAAUGGCCAGAGUGGGAGCCCUCAUAACCCCGUUCAUUGCACAGGUGAUGUUGGAAUCCUCAGUCUAUUUAACACUGGUGGUUUACAGUGGAUGUUGCCUGCUGGCCGCUGUGGCUUCCUGCUUCUUGCCCAUUGAAACAAAAGGCCGUGGACUGCAGGAGUCCAGCCACAGAGAAUGGGGACAGGAGAUGGUUGGGAGAGGAUCUCAUUCCCCGGGAGUCACCAGGUCAAACUCUGGAUCACAGGAAUGAUGGGACACGAAAUCCUGGGGAAAGAAUGGAUGAUCUGAUCAAGAUAUGGUUCACAAAAGUCCAAGCCUGAAGCGUAGAAAGCAGACCAUACUGUCACUGCCAAUGUCAUGUGUCAAACUGCAGGAACUUUUGGGUUGAGCCCAAGCAAAUUGCAUCUCUACUGCUCCUUGCUCACACUCAUGAAAACUUUGCUUCCGUAUUGAGAGGCAUUUGAUCCCGAUACCAUUUGAAAUUUAGCAGGAAGGGUUUUUCUUAAGUUUCUUGUGCUUGCAUGGUCAGCUACUCAGCUUAAAAUGUCCCGUGUCAAGCAAAUAGCUAACUGAAUGCCACUCAGUAUAAGCUGUAAUUAAAAUAAUGUACUCUCGAUGCCUAAAAUCAAAAGAUUUAUAUUUAUUGUGUACCUGGCAUAGCACACGGUGGAUUCCAUUCACUACAGGAUAGGUUUUAUGAAUUAGAUGCCUGCCUUGCACUUUUUAGCCAUCGACAACAACAAAAUGAGGUAACAGCAAACCAACCAAUGCUUUCUAGUUCCCUUGCUUACGGGUUCUGCUCCUUGAGAAUUAACAGGCACUGUAAGUGAGACUGCUUGGAAUCUAUCUCCUGAAUGUUUCUGCCUCCCGAGGCAGGUAGUUUUGGUUGGUGAGGAGUGGUAUUUGUUGCAGAGAUGGAACCUCAUAUGAAAAAUGUAAAUCUUGAUGGUUUGGAGCAGAAAUUGACUUUUCUAACGUUGCCAGAAACACUGAGCACUCUGUUUGUUGCCUGGUGAAGACUGCUUCGGCUGUACUGGUGUCUCUGUGUGUGUGGAGAUGCACGCUGUGUUUUUCUGCAUGGGUCCAGGUCUGUUUCUGCUCAAUUUGCCUAAGUAUGUUCCCGCAGUGGUGUAGCCAGGCCCUUCGAUCAAGAUGCCUCCGUCGGAACAGCUGCGUGUAGCGGUUUGGAUGGAGCCGCUUUCAAGUGGCUCCCAACAGAAGCUGGUCUCCUGACAGCUGGACUGAACUUCUCGAGAGCUGCAGAUCGUACAUCGACUGCAACGUCAAGCUGGUGACAAAGGAAUGUACCUGGCAUCAUGUCAUAAACAUACAAAAAUCCUGGGAAGAGCCAAACCGCGAUCUUCCUUGGAAGAGGAGCUGCUCUCCUUCAGACGUAGCUAGCCUGCGGAGGUCGGUGACCCUGGAGAAUGUAAAAGUUCAGGUGGGGAUACGUUUGUCUUCUUUGUCUGAAAUCUGUCACUAUGCAGGGAGUUCGGUUUCAGAGUCUGUGGACAUGCAGCGAGGAAAUACGUAAGGAAACUGAGACCUGCCCUAGCCACGUCUCGGUUUAUUUUACGGAUUCCAGACUGUGGAACACACAACCAAAUGUGAGCUGGACUAGAUGCUAAUCACUAGGCUGUGGGAAAGCAAUACAUUUUUGUAAUACGUGUGGUCAGUUGUCUCACAUAAGCAUAGGUAAGUGUGCAACAAAUUUUGCACAGUAGGCUAUUUUACAUAUUCUGGGAACCAGGCCCCUUUUCUCUGGGGCAACAACAGGUCACUGAGUCCGUGUUUGGGUGCAAUACAAAUGAACACAGUUGGGGUUCACCUUUCACUUAGGGAUUUGCAGCACUGUAGUGUGGUAUAAUGCUCUAAGACAUGUUAGGCUGUCUGCUUUUAGCACGGAAGGAAAAUCAGAAGUGGAUAAUUCCUUAAAGAAGCGGAGGAAACUCAGACUAAUAAAAAAAAAAGGCCAAAGAGAUUGUUGAUAUUCUGUGUUUGCGUAUCUUCUGCUGAGAAAGGUUAAAGUUUGACAAGGCACCAGAGCGUGUGUCCACUCAUUUACCAAUGGAUGAUGGUGACUGCAGUGAGAGAGUCCAGAAGCAGUUGGUGUGAGCGGGCAAACUUUCCUUCUCACAGCUGUGAAAAUGCAGCUUGGCUGUGGCUGAGGACGUAGAACCACCCUGUCCGUCCCCCGUUGGCUCUGUGUCGGUUCGGUUCGCGUUGUCUCUGCUGUGUCUGCGUCCCCUGUGCUCAGCCUCCAGCAACCUCACGUUCCAGUCAGUCCUCAGCAAACAGACGGGGCUCUCACGGAGCUGACAACCAGCGCAAGGAAUUUGUUUUCACCUCCUUUUGUCAGGCUGUGGUUGGGAAUUUUCCCAGUGUAAAACUGGGGCAGCUCAGCGCUGCCUCCGAGCACAGACACCCCGACUGGUUGCCCACUCGGGCGCACCCAGAGGCUCGUGUCUCUUCUCACCACGCAUUUGUGCCGUUAGUUAUGUUUACAGCACAGUGUACCCCAAAAACUGGAGGGCUUCAGGGGGAAUUCAGCCCCCGUCAGAGGUCAGGGUGGAUGCAAAGUGCAAUCCGUGGCCUGAAGGAAUGGCGCCUUACAGCCGAGCUGCUGCGUCUGUCUGUCUGUUACUGGAGGCCUUGGGGUUCAGAUUCUGCUUUUCCAGUGUUAAUGUUCACAUAGCGCUUCAUUUUUUCUCAGUCAAUAUUCAACAGCUUUAAAAGACUGCAUUGCCGUGGCCUUCAAAACGUGCAGUCAGAGAGUUUUAGGGAAGUUUAUCUAUCUAAUAAACUCGCACACGUGCAUACUUCAAAUAACAUUUUUCCCAGGUACCGAUUUAUUGGUAAUGCAAAGCCUUUUGAUGCUGUUGAGUAGCUCACUUUUAACCUGUGACAUUUACAGUAUUAAAAAAAUAUAUAUAUUGAAGGCAUUUUUGCUUUUCACUUUUAACAAAUUCUGCAUUGAGAAUGUAUAUAAUGGUACGAGUGCCAAGACUGGUCCUGCUGGGACAGCUUCACGUUCUGGGUCUUUGAUUUAAAGACGGAGAUGCCUCCAGCAUGCUCCAAAGCUGGGUGAGGUCUGUGAGGAUCUCCACGGACAUUCACGGGCUUUGGGCGAGCUGAGCAGAGAGCACAGGCAGGAGCCCACCACGGCUGACAUCAGUAGGAGCCUAUUGCACACGUAGGAAACCGAGGUUCAGGUUCUGCAGGUGCUUGGAUAUUAUUAAUAAUGGGAGGACACUUUAGAUAGUUCACCGAAACAUGGAAGACCAUUUGGCUUGAUACACAAUAGCCUAAAAACGAUCACAAGUCAUAUUUUGUUAAUAUGGCAACACCAUCGAUGUAUAUAAUAAGCUUCCAAAGAUUGUUUUACACACCGUCGAGUAUUUUUCACUGAUGGAGGAAUUAAUAGAGCUAGUUCGUUUAAAAAAAGAUAAAGUGAGAUAAUUUUGGAUUAAAAUUGAGAGCAAACAGAAUUGUGGGAUUCGGAGUUUUGCUAACUGUCCAAUAUCUUCAUGUGCAAAGCUGUUGUGGGAAAAUACUUCUCCAAGUGUGCUUUGAUGGAAUGAUUCAGUAUUCCUAAAUGCUUGCCGAAAGAACAUUGAAUGUUUUCUUGUGUUUGAAUGUACAGUUUCUAAGCUGGAUACAUUUUAAUGUUUAAAAACUUUGUGUAUAUCAGGCUUGUUGUAAAAUACUCCUUUUGUUCCUAUGUUCCCGAUGCGACAUUGGAUAGUUUAAUUCCACACUCGAUAUUUUAUGUUAAACAAAUAAAUAGUUUUUUCAGUAAAA
Anas platyrhynchos (mallard) is the source of this 5914-nucleotide messenger RNA. It is a transcript of the gene SVOP, whose product is annotated as SV2 related protein. Gene Ontology annotation, molecular function: transmembrane transporter activity. Gene Ontology annotation, cellular component: membrane. Gene Ontology annotation, biological process: transmembrane transport. NCBI's taxonomy places the organism in Eukaryota, Metazoa, Chordata, Aves, Anseriformes, Anatidae. The record is from RefSeq and is a predicted model, not a curated record.